AUGCCGCCGCGUCGUAGAUCUGUUAACCAACUGGCACCACAGAAUCAAGAGUUCAUGGAUGCCAUGUAUGCUGCUUUCCAAGACAUGGCCACUCGAGCUCAGAAUGAGCGACCGACCAAGGAUAGGAAGCAUAGUUACUUCCGUGAGUUUAGACGUGCACCUAUCCCCAUAUUCAAUAGUGAGGGAGGACCCCAGGAAGCAGAAUAUUGGUUUGACUCCAUAGUUAAGCACUUGAACACUAUAAGAGUGCCGAAAGAAUAUUGGGUAGAAUUCGUGGUGUAUAAGAUGGAAGGUCAAGCGAGUAAUUGGUGGAAACAGGUGAGGAGAAGGCUUAAUGUCACGGGAAUGACUUGGGAGCAGUUUAAAGUUCUCUUCAAUGAACAAUACUUCCCUCAAAGCUAUAGGGAUGAAAAGGCAAUAAAGUUUAUGUCUUUGUUACAGGGUGACAUGUCCGUGAGUGAGUAUGAGGUUAAAUUCAACGAUCUGUCCCGGUUUGCACCAUCUCUGGUGGAGUCCAAACACCUAAAGUGUCUUAAAUUCGAGAAGGGUCUUAAGAAUUCCGUAAGGAGACCCUUAGUGGCUCUAAGGAUCCAAAAUUUCCGAGACCUGGUGGCUGCUGUUAUAAGCGUGGAACAGGAUAACUUAGCCUAUUAG
Molecule: messenger RNA, 654 nt
Organism: Morus notabilis
Lineage: Eukaryota; Viridiplantae; Streptophyta; Magnoliopsida; Rosales; Moraceae
Exons: 1
Coding region: 1-654 (217 amino acids)
Source: RefSeq, a predicted model, not a curated record